This is a messenger RNA of Anneissia japonica, 7378 nucleotides long. Its product is annotated as SRC kinase signaling inhibitor 1-like. The transcript has 20 exons. Gene Ontology annotation, cellular component: cytoplasm. Lineage: Eukaryota; Metazoa; Echinodermata; Crinoidea; Comatulida; Comatulidae. The record is from RefSeq and is a predicted model, not a curated record. The coding region runs from base 253 to 4833 and encodes 1526 amino acids.
ACAAAUUGGUGCCGUGCAGAUACCUUGAAUACCAACACCAACCAGUCGUACCCGCAGUAUUAUACUCAGCCCCGUCCCGUUAAAAAUAAGGAUCUAAGUGACUAUGGCGACCCCAACUAUUACAGGAGGGAACAGCCCAAGAACCCAGUGAGAAGACAUACGUUGGACAAUCUUGGGGACACCAAAGCCAUCAAUACUCAAGCGAAGACGCUUCACAAACCCAGCCGAACACGAGAAGAUAGGGAGCGAUUUAUGGAGUACUUAAAGAAGACUCAUCCAGACGAUAUUCCAUUGCGUCACCCACAGGCACUGCCACUUCGGCAACCCAACUUUGGAAAUGGAUUUCGCGAUGACAUGGACACUAGGUCUGAGGCUGAUGCUCCGCAAGGAUUCACAAGGAACUCCAACUAUCGCGCCAGCUUGCCGGUUCUAAGGAGACAUAACAACAAAUCAAGAGAGAAAACAAUGGGUCUAGUCUACCUGCAGUAUAUGGGCGAGACUAAACGUGGUAUAUUGCCAAAUGAGAUUACAGGCGUUGAUACCGUCAGGGCGCUGUUUGUGCGUGCCUUCCCAGGAAAGCUUACAUUGGAAGCCCUUGAGAAACCUGAGCGAAGGAUCUACAUGAGAGACCCAGCAACUGAAAUUUUUUAUGAGCUAGAAAACCUAAACGAAGUCAAAGACCAUUCGGUACUGAAAGUACAUGAACCAGGUGAAGAGACACACAUGGGCACACGCUCGGCCCCGGUCUCGGCCCGCUCCACACCAAGUGAUUUCAGCCUGUUCUCGGAACCAGAAUUAGACUUUGAUAAUUAUGAUAAACAGAGACAAAAAUAUCAAGUUGCAUCUUCAUUGACAACUGUUAAAGAACAAUCCGGGAAAGGAUCCAACGUUAACGUGCCGGGCCCAAUGAUUCAUCACGGUCCAGUACCAAAUCGUGGCAUGUCGGAUAAUUACGCACAGUUGAGUGGCACCCUAGAUCAAAAUAAACUGAAGGCUGCUCAAGGAAGAAGUGAGAAGCAAAACAUUAUUCCAAUGCAGACAUCGCAGCUACACCAGCGGCCUAGCUCUGCCAUGGGUUACAGGGAACACCAGAGCAGGUACACAGGACCGGACAACUUUAGGAGAGGUACUCCAGAUAGGGCAAGUGCCACACUCACACGAAAUAGAGACUAUGAAGAGUUGCAUCGUGGGCCUGGCCGUCAGAACCAUACGCCAUCCCAUAGUAGAAACUACUCUGAUGGCCCACAGAGAGUGCCUAUACAACAUAGGAGUGUAUCACAUGAGGGUCAUGUACCACAAGGGUACACACCAUCAUCAGUAGCUGACACCAAUGGUCAUCAUCCCAGCCCAGGAAAGGGUCAGUAUGCUCGAAUGUCAAACUCAUUGGACAACCUUGAUGCGCCAGAGUCAAAGCACAGGCCAGCCAGCCAACGUGACGUACCCCCGACACCGUCCAACUACUCACAACAAAGUACGCCGAGAUCGCGCUCCUCACAGAGUCUUAACCUACCUGGCACCCCCACUCGUAACCGCCAGAGAGAGUCUUUUGGAUCUCCGAGACACUAUUCUCAUGGUGGAAGUGCUCAGAGAGGGCGCCAGAUGAAUAGAACGGAGCUUGAAUUAAAGCAGAGAAGUCACAGCCAACCACCAGGGAAAGGUGCUACUGAUAAUGGAGGCAUGUACAUUAUGCAAAGACCAACCAGUACGUCCAUCACGGACCAAGCUCAGCGUGCAUACUAUAUGCAAAGCCCGCCCCCUAACUCUUCUGGGCGCUCAACACCAUUUGAUCCAGAAGCCAAUGCUCGUAUGUCGGCCAUGGAGCACCAAAUCGCAAGUUUAGCUGGAAUUCUUGAGACUGCCCUCACUACUGGUAGCAUUGGAAGUCCUGAUGAACAAAAGGCACGCAAGCUUCCACCUGGAAUGUCUUCCAGUAGGAGUGAAGAGGUCCUACGGAUGAUUACUGGAUCCAGUGUUGCUUCAUCGGAAAUGUCAGCUGACGGUAGUGAUGCAUCAGGAAGCUCCUGCGUUACACCAGUUAUCAAUGUCCACUUGAGAAACUCAGCUCUCGAUCUACGACAAACAGCGAGGACCCUACGGGACCAACUGAAGCAGCUUCGCAUUCUUCAACUAAAUCAUGCUCAGAAAAUGAAUGAUAUGUUAAACAUAACGUCGCGUAAAAUCACCCAGGCCCUAGAUGCCACGCCGCAGGCAAAUAAUCACCCUAUCAGAGCCGAGAGGAGUCGCGUCCAUCAAGAAUUCAUUCGAUACAAGUCAACAGCAGACAAAAUUCAUUAUGAUUUAGAAGAUUUAGAAGCAACAGUGGAGGAAACAAGAUGUGAUGUAGUGAAUAAACAAUGCCGGGUUGAUAUGCAAGAUAUUAGCAAUAUGAGCACUUUGCUUGGCAACACAACUAAGAAGAUUUCUGAACAAAAAGUUGCCUUUCCAAUUUUGUCAGAUAAGAUGAAAAAAGUGAUGAAUGAAGAGAUGUCUGUAGUAGUGCAAGAAGAAAACUUUUUAAAAGAGGAGCCACCAAAGCUAGAUGACUAUAUGAAACGAUGUAAAAAGCUUACAGGAACGCUGCAUACAUUAAAAAGGUUGGGAGGGGUGCAGGAACACCGAUCUCCUGUUGUUCCAGUAAUAGAGCCCUCACCCGGUGUACCUAGCCGGUCUGCUUUGUUGGAGAACAUCAAAGGAUUGGAGCCUGACCAUGAUAAUCGGGUUAAAAAGAUCCAGGCGGCAGAUGAGUCAAGGGAACGAAAACGUCGCUUUACUAACUCACAAGAUCUCCGCAAAUUUGAAAAAUCACUUGAUCAGGGAAAUAAGUCACUACGGAAAACUAACCAUAUGAAUGAUAUUGAAUCCAGGGCAAAGUCGCACCUUAGCAACCUGUAUCGCCAGGAGGAACACGACCACAUGACCCCAAUUGUGACUCCAGAGAAGAGAGAAAAGCUUGCCGCUAAGAAGGAAAUUAAGCUGAACAAACAAGGCAAAGCACCACCUCCCCCGCCACCCAGGAGGUCCAAUUUGUCAGCCCGUGUUUUGCAAUCACCUGAAAAUUCCUCAGCCGGUAGUUUAUCGAGCUCUGAAGGAACAACUGUAGUCACAACGUCAACUGAAAAGGUGGAUGACCCUUCAUUUGUGUCCAAGAAAAAAGUGGUGCUCAUCACCAAAACACAAACAACUACAGUUUCUCCAGUAAGUAAAGAAGCUGAAGUUAAUGUAAAUACCAAGAAUGGUACAGGGAUUGACAUGCCACCCCAGGGGGUUAGUGUGAGGGGAAACCAGUGUGAAGAUUCUCCACUUGCUCUGAAAAUUCCAACAGAACUUGUUGUCAGACCCAAAGUAAAGACUCUACCGAUUGUAGCUCAAAGCCAGGUCUCUCCACCACCCGCACAUCCUCCGCCACCCACUCAGAUGGAUUAUAUUCCUAGACCAGCCUUUUUAAAAAAAUCUGUGCACGAUAAACAUUCAAUACAAAAACAAUCCCCACAAAAUGUUCAGAAGUAUGGGUUGGUGAGCCCAAGAGCUCAACAGACAACAAGGCUACCACAGCCUCAGGUUCAUUAUAACUAUGGCUCACCAAAUAUGGUGUCCCAUCAGAGAUCUCCCCCAAAGAUUGGUCCAAAACCAAACCAACAUCCAAUGCAAUUGGUACCACCACCUAAGCCUCCCAGAGCCCAAAGCACAAAGAUAACUGCCCAGCCACUGAACAUGCCUAAGAAUAGAAUUCCUACAAAACAGUAUAAUGGAGGUCACACACAACAUUCCAACAUGCAAUCUAUGCAGAGUCCAAAGAGGCAUGCAACCAAUCAUUCUGAAAAUGAUUAUAUGAAUAUUGAUGAAUUGCUAAAGUUGAGGAAUGGUGGAAGCCACUCAUAUCCAAACACACCGAGGAAAAUGAAUGGUUCCCAUCCAAGUCCACGUAUGGUGAAUCCACAAGCUAGCAGCUCAACAGUCAAUAUCCGUCACAAUGAUGGUAAGCAAUAUGGACAGUCAAGCAACCAAGCACAUUUACCUAAGAGUGCCUUCAGUGAGGUUCAUGGACCUCGUAGUGGUUCACCUAUGACCAAUGGAAACCACCAACAGAUGCAGAGGAACACUGCAUCCCCAUCUCCACAGCAUCGAAAUGGAAACUCACCAAACGAGAGAACACGUCUUGCCAAGCAAUUAUCAAAUCCGAAGCUGAAUAUGUCCCCAUCUCCAGUUGGGGGCAUGAAGGUAGGCUGCCAUAGCUUGAGCAACUCUCCAGUACAACACCAGAAGGAUCAACAGUUACGUGAACAGUACGCCAUUCUAAAAAAACUCCAGCAGGAGAAUAAACGAAAACAGAAUGGAAGUCCAUCAUCUCAGCCACAGGUAGCACAGCCAAACGAGGCUCGCAGACAACAACAGACUGAGUCUUUAGACGAGGUGCUGGCUGAUCUCGACAGAGUUGUUAAUGAACCUCUUGGAGAUGGUAAACCGCCCUCAACGCCAAUAAGCACUUCAAACACAGCUGCUCUUCUUAAUGGCUUAGUUCCAGCACCGCCCCCAAUGUACGGAUCAAUGCUAGACAAGCAGAAAUGCAGGUCACAAACUCUACCAGCAAGAGUCUCGUCACCAAAAGUGCGAAAGAGUGAUCUCCAGUCACUAAAGCAGCUGUCGACAGGGACGUUAAAGGUUCGAUCGAACACUCUGGGUGAAGCACCAAGCGAUAGCGUUUGGUCUGUAAGAAAUGGAAAUUUAGGAACGUUACGCCGGAGCCAAACAGAAGGAAACAGCAUCUGGUGUAAAGCAGAAGAUGUUCCAAAGUCUGCCCGAGGAGGUUUGCAAGGAAUGGAGACAUCCAUUUGACAUUAGUCAUUAUCACUAUUAAUGGAACAGUGAAAAAGAAAUUCAGGUGUUUACUUCCACCUAUUGACAAUUGGAAGUGGGCAUGCUGCUGUAAUGUGUGACAAGGCUAACAUAGUGUAAGCGUAUAUCUUAUAAAGAUGUGCCUCAUGGCGUUACCACAUGCCAUGAAUAUUCGCAGCCUGUAACAGGUGUGUUGUGCAAACAAAUUCUGCCAAGUUCAUUUAGCAUUUUUUGAUUUACAUAAUAAUCCCAAAAGAGGGCAGUAUGUAGGUUAAUGCUCGUAAGCGUUGCUUAGGCACAGUCAUUGUGAUUACGCAGUUCAAAUAUACCUAUGUGACUUUAAACAUUACAUUUUGGAAGUUAUUGAAGGUUUGAAUUGUCUGUAAAGAUGUUUAACUGCGUUGCUUUCAAAAGCUAGAUAAUGUGGAGAGAAUUUCAUAAUUUGUAUCUAUGACCAGAUGAAGCGAUCGCCACAGAUGGUUGUUGACAUUGUCUUCCUUGCCAUUAACCUUCAGCUACAAACGGUUUGAAAAUGAAUUUUAUAAAACAUAAUUGUGUAUUAUUCAUGAUAAACUGUCAUGGAAGAUGUUUUGCUAAUUAUUAAGUUUUCAAAAUAGGAGAAAAAUUAUGAUCAAUGUAAAUGGUUAUUUGCCAGCUUACUGUAUUGAGAACAAAGUUUGAUCUAUUCUGUGGUUGGCUGCAGAGUUUAGAGAUAUCUGAUUGUGUAAUAGUGAUAGCAAACACAAUGACUGUGUUCCUCAAUGGUCAUCAUUAAUGUCCAGUUGGUGAGUAGACAUGCUCAAUUUUAGUGGUUUGUGAACAGAAAUUAUGCUGAAAUGUAAUCCCGAUAAUCAAAGCAGGCGAUGCUGCUUUGGACUUAGAUUGAAAUUUAUAUAUUGUUAGUAUAAAAUUAAAUAGUAUAUAUCUAUAAUACUUCAGAGUCUAGUAAACCAUCCAUGAUAAUGUCACAAAGUUCAUAGUUCAUUAUGGUCUGUUUAAAUUAAGAGAUUAAGAAAAUGAAGUAUAUCCAUAUAAUUCCAGCAUCUGGGUUCUUUUUUUUCAACUAUUGCAUUAGCUCUUAAUGAUGUUUCACUAACCAUGUGCUUGUCAAAAUUUGAUGAAUUUGUUUCCAUUUGUAGAUAAUAUCUCUGAUUGAUUUUUAUUUUCAUAUAAGAAUAAUUUCUUUCAUGUUUUAUGAUUUGAAGUCUUUCUGUUUGCAUUAACUUCUUCCCAUAAUUGGUGCAAAGGCCAUUUAAUAUGGUGCACAUUAUGAUAUAGAACAGUAUUCAUAAUUUCAUUAUUGUAUAAUUUAGUAUUUUAUAAAGAUAUUUGAUAUGUUGUGGCAAACAGUAGACAGUAAGUUAAUUAUAAAAGCUAAAAUGACAAAGUUAAAAAUGGGGAAAAUAGACCAAGUACAUAAGCCAUCUCCAUAGAUUAUAAGUAAAGAAUUUUAAUAAUUAGUUGUGGUGACGUGUACAGUAGCUAAUUUAUAUGUUUCCCUGUCUCGAUGUGUUGUAGGAAAAUGCAGUUGAAUUAUUUUUUCUAUACCAAAGUAACGUCAAAUUUGAAAAAAACGUUUUAAGAUAUUGUAUUUAAAAUCUGAAUAAGUAUGGUUUAUUUGGAGCACAAUAGCUGUAUUGAUUCAAUUGCAAUACAUAAUUUAUUGUCGUUAAAGGUCAAUCAAUUUGUAUAUAGGCAUAUUUCAAAUAAUUAUGAACCAUUUAGGUAACUUGUUUUUAGUUAUGGAAAAGUCCACUUGUAAUUACUGUACCUGGGUUUCGUUUUAGGGACUUUACCUUUUUUAGGGACUUCCCUUCUGUCGUUUUAUCAACAGUGUACUCAAGAUUUAUUGCUUCUAAACUAUUUGAAUCAUCUAUUAUUAUUCGGUGCAUUUUUUUUUGGUUUGUUUGACUGUGUGUGAAGAAAUGAUAUUGUCAAAACAAAAACGUUCGAAACGUUUCUUCUUGUGUCACUUUUGCACAUUCGUUUUGUGGUCAUCGUUCAUGUCCAAAAUGUAUAUAAAUAAUAGAUACUAAGUUGGCUUUCGAAUGCAGUAGUAACCUUCCUUGUCUUGUAGCUCUGUCCAAGUUUUUUGUAUGUGUCAGUAAUCACAAAGAGAGUAAUACUAUGACGGUUCUCGUUAGUCACCGACCUCGUUGAACUACUGUAUUCGUAAUUAUAUAGAGUGAACAAGGCGUUGGUAAUUUAUAUUUUUGUUUCAUUUUUUAUUUUAAUUUUGUAAUUGAUCAAAUGAUCUUUCAAACAUAAUUUUUUCCCCUCAAUUCAUAAAGCAAAACCAAUUAAUGCAAGUUAAAAUGUCAAAAAUAAGACGUCAGUAAGAUGUCAGUUUCGUGUGGGUAGAGAAUUAUGUGUCUGUAAUUAACAAAUCUCAAGUUAUGUGAUGAUAUCGUAACAAACCAAUCAGUUGUGCACUUUGUGGUCAUGUGACGUGAUGAGAUGAGUUUGUGUAAAAAUAAGUGGUUUGCUUUAAUCAAAUGUGUAGUAAAUGUAGCUAUUGAAAUAAAGUCAAUGAAUAGAAUCAACA